Molecule: messenger RNA, 2292 nt
Organism: Portunus trituberculatus (swimming crab)
Lineage: Eukaryota; Metazoa; Arthropoda; Malacostraca; Decapoda; Portunidae
Product: retinol dehydrogenase 11-like
Exons: 6
Coding region: 4-1434 (476 amino acids)
Source: RefSeq, a predicted model, not a curated record
CUCAUGCCAGCUGUGGAGGGCCGGGUGGGAGUCAAGCUGUGGGUUGUGUGGCUAGCGGGCGUGAUGGGCGUGCUGGGCGUCGUGGUGAGCGUGGCCGUGGGCGUCUACCUCAUCAGGAAGUAUCGGGAGAGAAAAUGGGGGAGGUGCACCAGUACGAGACGUCUGGAUGGCAAGGUGGUGGUGGUGACGGGGGCUAACUCUGGCAUCGGCAAGGAGGCGGCGCGGGACCUGGCAAGCCGCGGUGCCCUGGUGGUGCUGGCCUGCCGGAACAAAGAGGCAGCACUGCAGGCUGUCAAGGAGAUCAGGACCACCACAGGCGACGGAGAGCUGAUCGUCAUGGAGCUGGACUUAAGUGAACUAGCCUCAGUGCGCAGCUUCUCCUCGUCCCUCCUUGACAAGUUCACCAAUAUUGACAUCCUGGUGAACAACGCUGGCCUUUACAUCCCGCCUGGUGAGGGAGCAAAGACCAAGGACGGGUUUGAGGUCCACUUCGGAGUCAACCAUCUGGGACACUUCCUGCUCACCCACCUACUGCUGCCACGCCUUCAGGAGACUGCUGGUUCUAGAAUUGUGACAGUGGCCUCAUCGCUCUACAAGUACGGGAAGAUUGACCUUGACGACCUGGAGUCCAAGAACGGCUACGACGAGAAGCAGAGGAACGCUUUGUACGCCAACUCAAAACUGGCCAACGUUAUGCACAGUCAGGAGAUUGCUAGGCGAACUGCUGGUACUGGUGUGAGGGCCUUUGCUCUGUGCCCUGGCUUUGUGUACACGGGGCUCUUCAGGUACUCAACAGGUAAUAUGAGUGCUCUACGGAAGCUGCUGUUCGCUCCCAUCAUGUUGUUCUUCAUGAGGAAUGCCAAGCAGGGAGCCCAGUCCAUCAUCCACUGCACUGUGUCUGAGGAACUGGACGACAAGGAGUGGACCAUGGUAGCUGACUGCAAACCAACGCCAGUCACUGCAGUAGCCCAGGACCCAGACACUGCCAGAGCAUUGUGGGAGGUGUCACUGGCUAUGGUAGAGGCAGGUACGGCAGGGAAGACAGUGGCAGGGAGCAGUGAGGAGGCUGUGGCAGGGAGUGAGGAGACCGUGACAGUGGUUGAAGGACAGGGUGAUAUAACAGUAGAAGAUUUGCUAGGCUUUGAAAACGUGACAAAAUCCAUGAUAGAGGUUUGUGAGGGUACGGAAACAGAGGCCACAGGGGUGACAGAGGUACAGGGGGUUGUGACAGAGCAGCUUGUGGAUGUAGCAAGCUCUUUACCCACAGAAACCACCAUAGAGGAUAAAAUAAACACAAACAAAGCGGAGAAAGCAAUCGAGAAGGUCACUGUAAAGAUUGACAAGCCUGUAGAGGUCACAAAGGUCACAGACAGUUUAGUUAGCACAGCAGGACCCCUGAAAAGACCCCUGCUGUUUCUAAUGAGCCUGCUGUAGUGAAGUCAGCCACCUCUGUCACUGAAUCCAGCCCCAAGAAAGUAGAGGCAGUGGCAGAACCAGUUAGGAAGGUUGAAACAGUGCCAGAACCUUCCAAAACAGUCCCACAGCCUUCCAAAAUCCUAGAACCUUCCAAGAUAGCCCCAGAACCAAACAAAACAGCCCCAGAACACCCCAAAACAGCCCCAGAACCCCCCAAAACAACCCCAGAACCCCCAAAGUUACUAUUAAGACUCCAGAACCAAUCAAAACAGCCCCAGAACCAGUCAAAAUAGCCAUUAAGACCACAGAACCACCAAAAACAGCCCCAGAACUAAUCAAAACCACUCCAGAACUCCCCAAAACUACUGUAAAAACCCCAGAACCUUUGAAAUCCACCCCAGAACCCCACAAAACCACCCCAGAACACCCCAAAACCUCAAUCACGACCUCAGAACCACCUAAAAGUCUGAACCACCAGUAGAACCCACUAGGCAGCCCCCAGCCACCCCAGAACCCUCUAGACAGAUCGAGAAGGGUUCCGAACUGCCUAGAGCGUUGGAUCAGGGGGUUUCCAAGGCUCUAGAACCACAGGGAGGAAUGGAAAGACAGACGGAGAUUAAGAGUGGUUCUGUUAAGGGUUCAAGUGAUGGGAGGGUGAAUGUAGGAGCUGGGAUGGGACUAGGAAGAGAGGUGGAAGAGGAGGAGGAGGAGGAAGAGGAAGAGGAGGAUGAGGGCAUUGAACUUAAUAAUGGAGGUAAUGCUAAUAGUUUGCAGGUUGAGGAAGAGGAGGAGGAGUCAGAGGAGGAGGAGGAGGAGGAGGAAGAGGAAGAGGAGGAGGAGGAGGAGGAUAGUGAAGAGGAAGUAGUAGUAGCAGAU